Messenger RNA from Linum trigynum, 5641 nucleotides. The record is from the annotation of a GenBank genome assembly. NCBI's taxonomy places the organism in Eukaryota, Viridiplantae, Streptophyta, Magnoliopsida, Malpighiales, Linaceae.
CGCUGGAGAAAGGUUUGUGUUUGAUUAUGAAAUUGUAUCUUCUUGGCAAGACAAUGACGAAGCUAGAGCAGUUGCUUGAGGUACAAACAAAUCGUCAGUUUUGCUUUUUGUUCGUAAAGGUUUUCAUGCAUAGAUUGGAAGUAAAGGAGAAAGGGGAGUAGGGGGGGACUGCUGAGCUAGUUUGGUUUUGAAGGGAAAAGAUGAGAAGGUGGGAACUAGGAGGAAUGGGCUUCAUUUGCUUUGAUGUCGGACGCGUUAUGGGAAUCUACAGUAAGUAUCAAACCUUUCAGCACAUAUUGUGCUGUCGGUGGCGGUUUAGAAAGGGGGAAAAAAAAAUAUAGAAAUACAUCUUUUUGAAAAUUUUCUUUUCCUUGCCAUAGCAAAGAUUUUACCAAUUUAUCUUAGUUGUCACGAAGCUGGAAUGUCGGUUGGUUCGAUUUGGUUUAACCCGUGUUAGUUAUGAUAUCAAUGUGAGUAUCAUUGGUAUGAUCGAUUUGGAAUCUAUAAAUCAAAUGACAUUAUUUUAGUGAAUUUAAUUAAUAAAAUAAAUUAAUUUUUCAUUUAUGUCAAGCCAAAAAUAUGAGUGUUGAUUUUAAAUAUUUUAUUUAAGUAUUUGUAUAUGCAUAAAUUCAUUUAAUAUUCAUAUUUUCUUCACAAUUAUAUAUAUAUAUAUAAUAAAAUUGGUACAAUCCAAUUGUACUUUUGAUUGAAUCAUACCACUUUUUAAAGGAUAUAAACCGGUUUGAAGAUUUAUAGAACUCUCUUACAAAAUCAAAGGCCAUAACUAAAUUUUUAUACCCCCGGAACUUCUCCGUAUUUACGGAAACACCCUCCAAAAAUCUCUUUAAAUCUCUCUCACAGACGCGUACUGAAAGAUAAGCGCUCCACUUUUCAAGCCCGUCUUCUUCUUCAUUCCCUCCUUAGAUCCCGCUUGAUUCACGCCCUUCUCCUCCGAGACCGCAAGCCAUGGCGGGAUCCCCUGCCACCGUGAAACCCACCCCGAUACUGAAAGAUGAGCUCGACAUCGUCAUCCCCACAAUCCGAAACCUUGAUUUCUUGGAGAUGUGGAGGCCCUUCUUCCAGCCUUACCAUCUGAUUAUUGUCCAAGAUGGCGACCCUUCAAAGACCAUCAAAGUCCCCGAGGGGUUCGAUUACGAGCUCUACAACAGGAACGACAUCAACAGGAUUCUGGGUCCCAAAGCUUCUUGCAUUUCGUUCAAGGACUCUGCCUGCAGAUGCUUCGGGUUCAUGGUGUCCAAGAAGAAGUACAUCUACACCAUCGAUGACGAUUGCUUUGUGGCCAAGGAUCCAACUGGGCAGCAGAUCAAUGCACUGGAGCAGCACAUCAAGAACCUGCUAUCCCCAUCGACCCCGCACUUCUUCAACACGCUCUACGAUCCGUACAGAGAAGGUGCUGACUUUGUCCGCGGGUACCCUUUCAGUCUCCGCGAGGGUGUUUCCACGGCGAUUUCGCAUGGCCUGUGGAUGAACAUCCCUGAUUAUGAUGCUCCCACUCAGCUGGUCAAGCCACUCGAGAGGAACACCAGGUAUGUUGAUGCUGUGAUGACAAUCCCCAAGGGAACUCUGUUCCCCAUGUGCGGGAUGAACCUUGCCUUCAACCGUGAAUUGGUUGGACCUGCAUUGUACUUUGGACUCAUGGGAGAUGGUCAGCCGAUUGGUCGAUACGACGACAUGUGGGCUGGAUGGUGUGUGAAGGUGAUCUGCGACCAUAUGGGAUGGGGAGUCAAGACCGGGUUGCCAUACAUUUGGCACAGCAAGGCGAGCAACCCGUUUGUGAACCUGAAGAAGGAGUACAAGGGCAUAUUCUGGCAGGAAGAGAUCAUCCCGUUCUUCCAAUCCGUGAAGAUGUCCAAGGAAGCCACCACGGUUCAGAAGUGCUACAUUGAGCUGUCGAAGGAAGUGAAGGAGAAGCUGGGGAAGGUGGAUCCCUACUUCGACAAGCUUGCCGAUGCCAUGGUGACCUGGAUUGAAGCUUGGGAUGAGCUGAACCCUUCUUCGGCCGAGAAACCAGCCAAGUAGAAGGAGCGGACGAUGGUUUUGUUAGGCCACAGAGAGCAGAGAGCUAAGAGAAGAGAGAAGAGUUUACUUUUGCUGAUGAGGGAUUUCGUUGGUAGCAGUAAAUCUUGGUAGUUGCAGUGUAGGUGGUCUAUUGAUAUUGAGCAACACGAUAUUUAUUUCUAUAGCGCUAUUGGUUACUAUUACGAUUAUUGUUAUUGUUGUUGUCAUAUUGGUUACUACUUACUAGUACUGCAUAAUGUUAAGAGGAUUUUGAGUGAAUUCAUUGUCAUUAUCGGUAUCUAUUAUUAUGGUAUAAUAAUAUUGAGUUUGUAUUGUAUUUUUUGUGACUUGUGAUUGUAAACCAUGUAGUGGUUAUGGUCCAUGAAAUCGUAUCAUAUUGGCAGUUAAUUACAAAAUAUAUCAAUAUUGAAGGCUAAACUGGAAGUUUGGAACUAACUAUUGAAUUACAGUUAAACUAUGAUUUUAUCAUAAAAUAUCAAUUGAUUUUUUAUGAAACAUGAUUGUGGUAACUUAGAAGUUGUUGUAGAAAGGUGGGUCGGUGGUCUAAACCCCAUUUUCGGUGUAUGAAUUUUGGUUGGUAAUGAUAUUUAGGGUUUGAAAAUUGAAAUUGGGAAGAGAAAGGAGGCAGACAGAAUGGAAUCGAGGGAGCAAAAUUUGAAAUGGGAAAAAGGUGAAAAGUUUUGGAGCCCCACGCGAAUCAUAUAAUUUUCAAAAUGCGGUCUCCGCUUGGAGUAGGAAUGACAAUGAUUGGGUUGGUUCAGUUCAAUUCAAUUUUAGUGGAUUCUCAUUCAUUCAUGAAAGAAAAAUGUUGGGUAAAAUAUUUGUUGGCUACGGUAGAGAAAAAACAUUUCAAUUCAUUAAGUAUUUAUGGAGUGAAUGAAUAUAAAUGGAUUAAUCGGCAUAACUGCAAAUAUUUUUUUUUCGAGCAAUUAUAUUGUAAUACUAAUAAAAUUUAUCCUACAAAUAUAUAUCAUUAAAGCCUGAUAAAAUUCAUACUAUUAAAAUUAGAUACAAAACAAUGAUAUUUUACUUUUCGAAUGCUGGCUGAGUGGAAAGCAUAUUGAAUUUUGGUUGAACUCACUCCCAACCCCACGCAACCCAACCAUUGUAACGAAAUGGAUAAAUUCAUAUUCAAUUUAAAACCGUCAACAUUAUUUUAUUCUACAAUAAUCGGAUUAGAUACUUGUGAGUUUGGGUUGAAUUGGAUUCCCUAAUUGGAAGGAAGGAAAGCUUGAUCUUUUGUUUGUUUAUUGGGUUUGUUUUUGCAGGCCGACUUAUAAAUUUUCAAUUCAGAAGAUAAGAGUUGAGAGAGAGACUGAUUGACUGAGUCUGUGAGAGUUUAGGGAGGGCACAUGUGGAUGCGCUGGCCUGCAACUGGAAUUAAAUGGUAAAAGAAGAGACAGGUGGCACCCUCCUAAUUAAUUAAAUUUAUUUAUUAACCGCUACUUAUGAAUGCAUUGAAUGAACUUGGGGGAUUGAUUUGAUUGUCUAAAUUAAAUUAAAAAAAAGGGUGGAGGGGCAAUUAAUUUAGUUUAGACAAUCAAUUGCCCCUCCACCCACUGCUAACAUUUUCUUAACCGAAAUGGAAAGGAGAGGACCCGAUUCCCCGUUAGUUCAGUUAAUUCGCCAAUCUCAAAUGGAAACUGAGAUUUCAUUUCAUGGGAAACGCAUUAAUGAGCUGGGUUUUUUUUCAUUUUACCAGAAUGAGGUGUUUGUUAUUAAACCUUAAAGUGAGGUUCCGUGCCGUGCCGUUUCGUUCCGUUCCGUUCCAACUUCCAACUAAUCAAUCAUUUAUUCAACAAUUGUCAGACAAUAUUGGACUUUCCUAUGUUAAUGUGUAUUGAAAAACUUUCAGAAAGCCAUAUUUAAACUUACGGCUAGGUGUAUCUACAUGUUAGACAAUAUCAGACCGUCUUGUUUAAUAGUUCGGCGAUUAGUUAGAUAUCCAAAACGCAAAUAAUUAGGCGUAGGUAGAUGGUUAGUAAAAUCUACAAGCCAAAUCUCUUAAAUAACUCAUGUUCUUUGUAAAGAGUACUUACACAAUGUCUAUAUAAAGAGUACUCUACGAUCAUAGGAAAACAUUAUAUCCAUAAAAAUACAUUUCGUUACCUCACUUUACCAUAUGGUAUAGACACAUUACCACACUUUACCAUAUGGUAUAGACACAUUACCAUAUGGUAUAGUGUGGCAAUCUCAAUAUAUAUAUAUAUAUAUAUAUAUAUAUAUAUAUAUAUAUAUAUAUAAUUACGACUCUUUUUACUUUGUUCUCCCACUUCAUUGUCUUCUAACUCUUCUUUCUCGGAACUGUUGUAGAUUACCACCUACUACCAUCAUGAUAAAACUCGUGACCAUAAAAAUACAUGUAAUUAGCACACAUUACCAUAUGGUAUAAUGUGGUAAUAUCAAUAUAUAUUACAUAAAAGAAAGAAGAAAAACAUAAUGAGGGAGAGAAAAAAAACUCGUCUUCUGUCUCCUCUCAUUUCCUCUUCCACAAUCAAGAACACCAAAUGCAAAAAAAAAAAAAAAAAGAAGAGGAAGAUCGGUAUUGAAAAUUCACAAACAAAUACUAAAACAUAAAACAUGCAAACUCGACUCACCUAGAUCUAUCCCCUCUUGGUCAAUAUGGAGCGUCAUCUAUUUUGAGGCCGAGAAAAGAAAGAACAGAAGGAAGGAGCAGAUUGAGAGAAGAAGGAUUUGGAGCGUCACCGAAUUUGAGAGGGGAGGCUGCAAUUUUUUUCUUUGUCGAUUGGAGAAAAAAAAUGAAGAACAAGAGAAGAGAACAUAUCUAGAUCUGAAAAAAGGUAUUUGGAAGAGAGAAGGAAGAGAGAAAGAAGAGAGAAAGAGAAAGAAAAAAGAGAGAGGAAGAAAUCUGUUUUUUCUCUUACAUAAAUUAAAAGUCAGCAUAUAAAUACUGGAAAGAAAUAAAAAAAGAAAUACAAAAAGUUGCAAAAAUCGGACAAAAAUGCCCCUUUCCCACCCCGCGUCAAUAUCAGCCAUACAAUGUUUUUCCCAUAAGAUCUAUGGUUCUCAAUUGGUUAUUCACGGUAUCCUAAACCCCAUCACAUGCCUUUUUGAAUUUUGCCUAAAACUAAUUGAGGAAAGAAAGACAACUACACAUACUGGAAAAUCGAAUCUUCUUUAACUGAAAUUCUAAUUUCUUCUUCUUUCUUUUGCUUUGCCUUUUUCAGAAUCUGUGCAGCCUACAAGUGUCGAUCAACUAGUAACUAACCUGUCUGGCUCCCAACUGCUAAGAAACUUGACCUGACCGCUUCCAUCAUUAUCAAACCAGUCAAUGCCCCAACAAUGUUAACGUUAUUCACCAAUAAUAAUAUUAUAUUAUCAUUUUCUACACAAAUAAAAAAAUUGUUAUAAUAUUAAUCACACUAUGAGCCACUAUCUAAAACCUCAAAGAUGUUCCCAAGAACGUGCCUAACCGCAUUGAAGAGUUUUGCAGAUCUAAAAAUCUUGUCCUAACUUGUGUCAUUAUGUCAAGCCACAAAGUAGAAGGAUUGACAACGCUUACAGAAACAUGAGGUUGAGGUGUACAAUGAAAAAAAAAAAAAAAAACCAAUGUUUGUCCCAAUGAAUGAUAUUAUGUAAA